GACUGACACUAUCUGUGCGUGAAUGGGUGGGGCGUCUGGCGUCCCCAGUCUUAUAAAUAGGAGCCGGUGAGCAGAGAGCUGCGUAGUUCACAAGCGGACAGUGUUGUUAAAGGUGAGCGGUAUCGGCGUUGACAGGCUGAUUUUAUAGCCUUCCACUUCAAUAUGCAGAUCUUUGUGAAGACCUUGACUGGCAAGACCAUCACCCUAGAGGUUGAGCCCAGUGACACUAUUGAGAAUGUCAAGGCUAAGAUCCAGGACAAAGAAGGCAUCCCACCCGACCAGCAGAGGCUGAUCUUUGCAGGCAAGCAGCUGGAAGAUGGCCGUACCCUAUCUGACUACAACAUCCAGAAGGAAUCCACCCUCCAUCUUGUGCUGCGUCUGAGAGGUGGUAUGCAGAUCUUUGUGAAGACCCUGACGGGCAAGACCAUAACCCUAGAGGUUGAGCCCAGUGACACUAUUGAGAAUGUCAAGGCUAAGAUCCAGGACAAAGAAGGCAUCCCACCUGACCAGCAGAGGCUGAUCUUUGCAGGCAAGCAGCUGGAAGAUGGCCGUACCCUAUCUGACUACAACAUCCAGAAGGAAUCCACCCUCCAUCUUGUGCUGCGUCUGAGAGGUGGUAUGCAGAUCUUUGUGAAGACCCUGACGGGCAAGACCAUAACCCUAGAGGUUGAGCCCAGUGACACUAUUGAGAAUGUCAAGGCUAAGAUCCAGGACAAAGAAGGCAUCCCACCCGACCAGCAGAGGCUGAUCUUUGCAGGCAAGCAGCUGGAAGAUGGCCGUACCCUGUCUGACUACAACAUCCAGAAGGAAUCCACCCUCCAUCUUGUGCUGCGUCUGAGAGGUGGUAUGCAGAUCUUUGUGAAGACCCUGACCGGCAAGACCAUCACCCUAGAGGUUGAGCCCAGUGACACUAUUGAGAAUGUCAAGGCUAAGAUCCAGGACAAAGAAGGCAUCCCACCCGACCAGCAGAGGCUGAUCUUUGCAGGCAAGCAGCUGGAAGAUGGCCGUACCCUGUCUGACUACAACAUCCAGAAGGAAUCCACCCUCCAUCUUGUGCUGCGUCUGAGAGGUGGUAUGCAGAUCUUUGUGAAGACCCUGACGGGCAAGACCAUCACCCUAGAGGUUGAGCCCAGUGACACUAUUGAGAAUGUCAAGGCUAAGAUCCAGGACAAAGAAGGCAUCCCACCUGACCAGCAGAGGCUGAUCUUUGCAGGCAAGCAGCUGGAAGAUGGCCGUACCCUGUCUGACUACAACAUCCAGAAGGAAUCCACCCUCCAUCUUGUGCUGCGUCUGAGAGGUGGUAUGCAGAUCUUUGUGAAGACCCUGACCGGCAAGACCAUCACCCUAGAGGUUGAGCCCAGUGACACUAUUGAGAAUGUCAAGGCUAAGAUCCAGGACAAAGAAGGCAUCCCACCCGACCAGCAGAGGCUGAUCUUUGCAGGCAAGCAGCUGGAAGAUGGCCGUACCCUGUCUGACUACAACAUCCAGAAGGAAUCCACCCUCCAUCUUGUGCUGCGUCUGAGGGGUGGCUGUUAGUUAUUGUGGACCAUGCUUUACAUGAUUGCCAAUAGCAUUUGUUUUUGCACUGUAGCCCUUUAAUGUCUUAAUAUUGUAAGUUAAAUACAAGUUGCAGUAACUGCUGAACAGUCUGUGAAUGCUAAUAAAGAUUUUUGUUGCACAUUA
Messenger RNA from Caretta caretta (loggerhead turtle), 1683 nucleotides. It is a transcript of the gene UBB, whose product is annotated as ubiquitin B. Gene Ontology annotation, molecular function: protein binding. NCBI's taxonomy places the organism in Eukaryota, Metazoa, Chordata, Testudines, Cheloniidae. The record is from RefSeq and is a predicted model, not a curated record.